This is a messenger RNA of Vombatus ursinus (common wombat), 1101 nucleotides long. RefSeq names its product methyltransferase like 11B (gene NTMT2). Lineage: Eukaryota; Metazoa; Chordata; Mammalia; Diprotodontia; Vombatidae. Gene Ontology annotation, molecular function: N-terminal protein N-methyltransferase activity. The transcript has 6 exons. The record is from RefSeq and is a predicted model, not a curated record. Gene Ontology annotation, cellular component: cytoplasm. Bases 1 to 1101 code for a protein of 366 amino acids. Gene Ontology annotation, biological process: N-terminal protein amino acid methylation.
AUGGCCUAUCUGGGAGCCCAUUUUGCCUUUAGAUCCCGUUGGCAAAAGACAGAUGAUGAGCUGUGUCAGCAUAGCAUGUCCUUCAUCCUUCACAGGGCGAUCCGCAAUGACUUCUUUCAAAGUUAUCUCUAUCUCCUGGAAAACCUUUCUCUGGUGAAACUCUAUGCUUUAACAAGCCAAGUCAUCAAUGGUGAGAUGCAGUUCUAUGCCAGAGCAAAGCUUUUCUACAGUGAAGUUCCGGCGACAGAAGAAGGGAUGAUGGGAGAUUACAUUGAACUGUCUAACACAGAUAUCCACGCCUCCCGGGAAUUUCUUAGGAAGUUUGUUGGGGGUCCUGGGAAAGCAGGUACUGACUGUGCCUUGGACUGUGGUUCUGGGAUAGGAAGGGUCAGCAAACAUGUCUUGUUGCCAGUUUUCAACAGUGUGGAACUGGUGGACAUGAUGGAAGCCUUCUUGGCUGAAGCCCAGAAUUACCUACAAGCCAAAGGUGAUAAAGUGGAAACAUAUUACUGCUACAGCCUCCAGGAAUUUACGCCUACUCUCAGAAAAUACGAUGUCAUUUGGAUACAGUGGGUUUCUGGGAACCUAACUGAUAAAGAUCUCCUAGAGUUCCUUUCCCGCUGCUGUGAAGGCCUGAGAGAGAAUGGCAUCAUCAUCUUAAAGGACAAUGUGGCCCGCCAGGGUUGUAUCUUUGACUCAUCCGACAGCAGUGUCAUCCGGGACAUGGACAUCCUCCGGAGCCUCAUUCACAAGAGUGGGCUGGUGGUUCUACGGGAAGAGAAGCAAGAAGGCUUUCCAGAGCAAUGUGUUCCAGUGUGGAUGUUUGCUCUGCGUGGAAGGGUUACCCGGUCUGCUGCAGCCUAUAGUAUUCCAGAAGCUUGCCUGUCUCUUUCCCGACUCUUCCACUGGGGAAUUACUAUUGUUCCAGGCACUGAGGUUUACAACCUUAGAAUUAUCCUCAACUCUUACAUCUCCCUCAUCCAAAAUGUCCGAUGCAUCUUACCUCCACAACAUCUCACACAUCUGUGCUUCUCUUCUACUAACAUUGUCCUAUUCUCUCAUCACCCCCACCUAGACAAUUUCAGCAGCCUCAUAAGUUGA